AAAAUCCAUGGAUUUGACUUGAAGGCACACAACAGUAACAACAGCAAGAACACCAGAGCAGACGCUGUGAAUCUCCCAGCAAUUUUGGCCAUUGCUUGUGCUGGCCAGGGAUGCUGGGAGUUGCAAUUCAGCAAGGCCUGGGGCACCCUACACUUCCCAUCCCUGAUUCCAGUCCAAUAUUGUUUGCGUUGACUAGCCUUCCAGGGUUAUACUUAGUUCCAAGAGCUUCACUGGCUGCUGGUCUCUUUCCCAGCACAAUUCACACAGCUAGAUAUGACCUAUGAAACCCUACACACCUCAGACCGGGAUUAUCAGACAGACUGUAUCUCCCCGGAUGAGCUUUCAUGGAUCCCGAGGUCCACACAGGAGAGGUCCCUCUCUCAGUCCCACUGUCUUUGCAUGUAGCAUUUUACAGCGCAUUGUUUGACUUUUAGAAAAACUAUGUUAGCAUGUACAAAAAUCCAUCAGUGAUUUACAUCUAUGGUGCAUUUUGAGCUGGCCAAUGAAAGUAUCACUGAUGGAUUUUUGUGUGCAUUUGAUGUUUUCUGUGUCAGCCUCUGCCGUUUUUAGCAUCCACAAUCGUUAAAUUGGGUUUGAAGGGUGACUUUUUGUGUGCGUUUCAUUGUAAUCUUCUUAAGGCGUAAGCCGUUCUGAGUCUCAGUCUUGGGAAAGGGAGGGUAUAAAUAAAGUUAGCAGCAGCCACAACAACAACAACAACUGUUGUGCAGGUGUGGGAAUCUUGUGGACAACAACUCCCAUAGUCCUUCAGCCAUAAUGAUGGUGGUUUCUGGGAUCUCUUGUCCCAAACCCCUGUAGGUCCCAAGCUUUUUAUCUCUGCUGCUGCCAAGCCCCUUUGUGAUGCUGCCUUAGGUGCGUGUGUGUGUUGUGACACUGUGGGAGCAGAGGAGGCUGGGGUCAGGCCAACUCCAUUGGCUUCCAUGUUCCAUCUUGGGUUGGCCAAAUGGGUUAAAUGCUCUGCUUCCCCGCUCCACUGGUACAUGAACCCCCUUCACUACAUCAAUUUGUAUUUGCUGCUGGGUACCACUUUGUGGCUUGUUUGGAUUUUUGCCUCUAUGAACAGGGAAAGAGCACCCAAAGAGAAGCCCAAACCUGACCCUCCCAAGUGUCGCCAAGGACCAACCAAUGAAGCACAGAUGGCGGCAGCAGCAGCCCUGGCCCGGCUGGAACAGAAGCCAAAGCCUCGGGCCCUUUCAUCCCAAGAUGCCAUCCGAAACCAAGUGAAAAAAGAACUGGAGGCUGAAGCAGCUGCCAGUGAAAAGGGAGCAUGUGUGGAGCAGAAGAGUUCCAUGCCUGAUGUUCAGGAGAACCCAUCCAUCUUGUCCGUCUCGGGAGUCUACUUCACCUGCCCCUUGACUGGGGUCACUGUCCGGAAAGACAAAAGAGAUGCCCAGGUCAAAGAGGCCAUUCUUAAGCAUGCCACCAAAGACCCCGUCGCUGCUUCCAUCAUGGAGAUCCACACUUUCAACAGAGACCGGGAGAAGGUCAAGCUCGGCGUGGAGACCAUUGCAAAGUACCUUGAUAACAUCCACCUCCACCCAGAUGAAGAGAAAUACCGGAAAAUCAAGCUUCAGAACAAAGUGUUCCAGGAAAGGAUCCACUGCCUGGAAGGGACACACAAAUUUUUCGAGGCCGUUGGAUUUGAAAAGUCUACCCGGCCAGUGCCAGGGCAAGAAGAGACCACAGAGGACGUCUAUGUGUUGAAAGAGGAAGCUUUGGAGAAGCUGGAUGACCUGAAGGAGUACAAGGAGAAGCUUUUGACUGGUGAACCUGUCCGGGCUCAGCUGGACCGCCAGCGCCGGAUCUUCAAGCCUUCCCCUCAGGCCUCCCACUUUGAGCUGCCCAAUGAUUUCUUCAACCUGACAGCAGAGGAGUUGAAACGGGAGCAGAGGCUCCGGACAGAAGCUGUUGAGAAGGCCUCCAUGCUAAGGACCAAAGCCAUGCGGGAGAGAGAAGAACAGCGGGAGCUGAGGAAGUACAACUACACACUGUUGCGGGUCCGUUUUCCCGACGGGUACAUCCUGCAAGGGACGUUCUACGCCCGAGAGCCCGUCUCAACGCUUUACCAGUUUGUGCGGGAGACUUUGCAGAACAACUGGCUGCCUUUUGAGCUGCUGGCCCCUGGAGGCCAUAAACUGACCGACGAGAGCAUGGCGCUCAAUGAAUGUGGGCUGGUGCCCUCUGCGCUUCUGACCUUUGUGUGGGACGCGGACGUCAUGGCGGAUAUCAAAGCAUCUGGGGGCGAGCGCAUGGGAAGUGUGCUGAAGGCAGAUCUCCUCUCGUCCGUGCAGAUACUCUCCUGAAAAUAAAAACAAACAAAGCCCAGCCCGGGUUGGACCCCGGCCGUCAGGCCUACUUCUCCCGUGCAGCAAAAGGAAGCCACCUCAGCGAGUCUUGUGAUCUCUUUUGUCUUGUGAACACUAGAUGGGGGGAAAGACUAGAGAACCUGCUUUUUUCGAGCGUUUGUCAAUGAGCCAGAGCUUGAGAGCAGCCCUGGGGCAGAAUAGUUGAGGCUGCUUUGCUCCUCUGUAUCCGAUCGAGGACCCAACCUGAUUUCAUGUGUGUCACAGGGCUAUUUUUAAGAAGUGCUGCUUUUUCUAUUUAUGGGACACACAAAAGGUAUUGUCUAUGGUUUCCCUCAGAGGCUGUAAUCUCAAAAAUGAAGCUUUUUCUCUGAAUAGAUUUAACUACUUGCCCAAAGUGUCACAAAAAGUAUGCCAGCGACAUUCCCCAGCUGUCCUGAGUCUUGCUGCUUGGUGGCCCACAGAGCCGGGAACACUUCCUUUUUGCUUUUCCAAGCACUUUUGCACUCCUUUCUCCUAAACCAGGAGCCAAGGAUGCUCCCAGUUUAGUUGUCUCCAUUACAACCAGUCCAAUAAGCUGUUAGCCUGAUUAAAGGAAGUAUUGCCAGAUGGUCCCAUAUCCACAGAAGGCACUUUUUCUUCCUGAUCAGCAGAUAAAACAUUGGUUUGCAUCUGGCUACAGGAACACAGCCAGACCCUUGCAAUGGCUCUCCUGUUCCAUCACUAUAACUCACUAUUGUGUUGUGAAAGUCUCUCCCCCUACUAUCCCAUCCCUCUUGGAGAGAAUUGGAGAAGCAUCUUGCUCUGUCCCUGUAGCCAGAUGCAAAUCAAAGACAUCCGCAUUGAGAUUUGCUAAUGUCCUCCGUGGAUAAUGUCAUUGGUUUGCAGUUUGAGACAUAGCCAGAUGCUUCUCCAGUUGCUCUCCACUAGCUUUAGACAUUGCAAAGGGAGGAAGAGAAUACCAACUUCUGCAAGAAUACGUGUGCCAGUAAAAGGCGGACGUAUGUGUAUGUUGUUAACAGGAUGCUGGACUUCAAUUCCCAUCAGCUCCAGUGAGGCUGGGCAGAGGGGGGUUGUAGUUCAUCAAGAGCAGGCAGGGCAAAGGUUCUCUAAUCCUGGUUCUCAUACUGGAGGGACACUCUGACAUACUUGUACAACCUCCAUCCUUUUUGGUAAUGCUCAUGAACAUGCUUGUGGGGCAGCAUGUCCAUGGUAGGACAAUGGUGCAAUAAUGGAUAAAAAUGAAUUUACUCUAGUGUUAAUGAUUGUAAUAGACCAGCCAUUUGUAUUGUCUGGUACAGAUGCAGGAGCAAAGGUCUACCUUUGCUUUUGAGAGACGCUAGAAACCCGCUUCCCAGGGAUCUUCUGAAAAGACAUGGUUAGCACACUGUCCCAUCGUGUGGCAAGCAAUUUAGGGGAUUGUUUCUGUCUGCCAGCUUCUAUAGCCACUAAGGGGGGGGGGACUAAUACUAUGCCCGUUUCUAUGGCCUAUAUCUAAUUCUUAUUUCCAUUUAUUCAACAAGCUAAUCUAGUUGAGCAGAGAACUUAGGGUUUAGGUCAGCGGUUCUGAAGCUGUGGGUCGCAAUCCCUUUGGGAGUCGAACCCUUUUACAGGGGUUGCCUAAGACCAUUGAAAAACAUGUAUUUCCAAUGGUCUUAGGAGCUGAGACACUGCUCCUCUAUCCGUUGUGGGUGACAGCAUUAGGAAGGUUGAGAACCACUGGAUUAGAUUUUAUUAAGUUUUAGAAUGGCGUUAUGGUUGAAGAAAUCAACACUUUAUUUUGGGUUUGGUUUGAGGCAUUAAACCAAUAGUUGACUCCCUACAGUCAGGAGAGGAUGACACUUCCUACAAUCCCUGACUACUAAAGCCUCCUUGUCUCUAUAAAUCAUAAAGACUGGUAGUCUUGAAAAAAAGGGUUACUUUUUAAUGGAAGUAUUCCUUGAAGUUAACCAUCACUGACAGGUUUAUGAAAUACCUCUGGAGAGCUUUUGCCUGACAGAAGCAUGUCUGAACGCAAGUUGCUUGGGAAGACGCCUCCUUUAAUCAUGUCUUGUCUUUGUUGUCCUCUAGGCUGAUGUAUAAGCCUGGCUGGUGUGUAUUUGGUUCUUAAACAACAUGUUCUAAUACAGGAAGGCUGUACAGUUAUUGUUACUCAAUUUUAAAUUAAAUUUAGCUACCGAAAGGG
Messenger RNA from Sceloporus undulatus (fence lizard), 4506 nucleotides. RefSeq names its product UBX domain protein 6 (gene UBXN6). Lineage: Eukaryota; Metazoa; Chordata; Lepidosauria; Squamata; Phrynosomatidae. Gene Ontology annotation, molecular function: protein binding. The record is from RefSeq and is a predicted model, not a curated record. The transcript is spliced from 11 exons. The coding region runs from base 939 to 2321 and encodes 460 amino acids. Gene Ontology annotation, cellular component: cytoplasm.